This is a messenger RNA of Procambarus clarkii (red swamp crayfish), 3217 nucleotides long. The record is from RefSeq and is a predicted model, not a curated record. Lineage: Eukaryota; Metazoa; Arthropoda; Malacostraca; Decapoda; Cambaridae.
CAGCCCCGACUCGGAAGCAGCGGCGGGAGAGGACCACCUUCACCAGGGCUCAGCUCGACGUGCUCGAGUCCCUCUUCACCAAGACCCGCUACCCGGACAUCUUCAUGAGGGAGGAGGUCGCCCUCAAGAUCAACCUGCCAGAGAGUCGGGUCCAGGUGUGGUUCAAGAACCGUCGCGCCAAGUGUCGGCAGCAGCAGAAGCAGCAGGCGGCGGGGGCGGAGAAGACCCCCAGAACAAAGAAGGUCGCUAAGUCUCCGCCGCCCUCCUCGCAGACCUCCCAGCAGUCGGGCCAGACCACAACCGGUGGUGUAGCCGCCACCCCGCCGCCACCAGGAGGCGGCCACAGAGAUGCCUCGCCGCCCUCACCGCCGCCCUCUGUCAGCUCUGCCCCGCCCUUGCCUCUCACCCCGUCUUCCACCGCCCAUACCUCCUACAACCCCAUCUGGUCGCCAGCCGCCAUCCCGCCAGCGGGGUCGGCGUCCAUCCCGCCCAUGGGGGACCUGAUGACGCCGCCGUGCCUAGAUCGUGGCGGCUACGGCGGGGUGAGUCAACAGGCGGCGGCGGCGGCGGCCUGCUACCAGAGCUACGCCGCCCCCUCCUACUACUCCAACAUGGACUACCUCACACCCAUGUCCCACUCCCAGAUCAACGUCCCGGUGAGCUCGAUGGCUUCUCUCAACCCCAUGGGAGGCGGCGGAGGCCAGCAGAUGGGGUCCCACUCGGGAUCCGGGCUGGGGUCAUCGCUGGUGUCUUCUUCCUUGGGCACAUCGUCGCUGGGGUCGGCGGGGUCCCUGGGGUCUAGUCAGUCCCUCAGCCCCAGGACACCGCCCACGGUCAACUCCCUGACGCCGCUGCCGCCGGACUGCCUCGAGUACUCCGACAAGAACGCCGCCGCCUGGAAGUCCUACCAGAGCUUCCAGGUAUUGUGAGCUGGCACGCCCGGACGCUUCACCACGGCCCCUGCGUACCCACCAAUAUCUUGAAGUGAAGGACUCGAACACACAAUUCAUAUUUGCCGCGGACUCGUACGAGAAAUAUGAAUUAUGAUAAUGCAAAUAAGGGUGAUUAUCGGAGAUUCGAAGAACCUAGUUUCUCCCUAAAUACAGUGUAAAGAAACGCUGGUAAUGUCAGCGACAACACCUUAUGCACUCACGCACUCAGUCCCUCUCUCCCACCGGCACACCUCCACGCAUAUACUCAGUUACUUUUUUAUUAAUAAUUUGCCCAUUUGUACAGAAAGGAGAUCUGAAGGCCAAAAUAACUUGAUGUGAUGUUUAGUAUCACAGGGGUGACAUAUAUUGCUGGAUGCUGUCCGCCUGGAUUUAGUGCCCCCGGUGCCUGGACUUGGUGCCCCGGUGCCUGGACUUGGUGCCCCGGUGCCUGGACUUGGUGCCCCGGUGCCUGGACUUGGUGCCACGGAGCCGGUCGAGUGGGGUGGUUGGAUAGACUCACCUGCACAGCUGAGCACUGAGAAGCUCUGAGCAACGAUCUCCUUGACUCACCUGCAGAGCUGAGCGUGACACUCCUACUAUUGUUGCAAAUUGCUCGUCAUCAUUGUAUAACUUUUGUUCACGCCAUUUACUUAAUUGAUCUAUAAACGUAAAAUACAAUUAUCAGGCUUCACUGAAAAAUAAAAUAAAAAAAAGUGUUUUAUCGUCGUUUUGAAAUGACUUAUUCAUUUUGACAAUGAAUUGCGGCUCGUUUUAAUAUCAACAUAAACGAGAAUUUUAUUAAAGCUCCGAGAGAUACAGGUUUAUUUGACCAGGAAACAAGAACAAGAGUGGAAGUCUUGAUACUCUAUUUUUUGUUUUGUAUCUCGUUGUAUUUUACGUGUUGUGGCAACAAUGUGAGAAGCAGGUAGAGCAUGAGGUGUGGGAGAGAGCAGGUGGCACUCCUGCAGGCACUCCAACGGGCCAUGACCGCCGCUGCACGCUACAGUGCCCGGAGAGUGGGCUGUGCGCGGUUGGCCUUCACGCCUGCGGUCGGGCGAAAGCCCCCCCGGAGCAUUGUUGAGGAUGAUGCAGGGGAGGUCAGCAGGGCGUGGCUCUCAAUGGUGUCGAUCCUACUAUUCCGUUCAAGGCCCCACUCACAGGGUCCUCCGGCGCGGCACUGAGGGCAGCCAUUCAGGCCCCACCACCCCCCACCACCACCACAGGGUCCUCCGGCACGGCACUGAGAGCAGCGGAAGGAUCAGGCGUCCCACCACCUGCUGCCCUGAGCGUCUACCUACCUCGUGUAGCUUCCAGGGAUCAACAGCCCCGCGGCCCGGUCUCCUACCAGGCCUACCCUUAUAUCCUCGCUGUCCUCUGGCAGGACAGCAUGCAGGACGCUCCGGCUAAGCACUGAGGACUGCUGACCGGAUGAAACGCACCAGAUCCCGUACCGGACAGUUUAUACUUGUGUUGUUAAACUGACCUCAACAUUGACUCAUCUGUUUUAUAAUCACACUACAAGCUUUUAACAGCAAACAAAUCGUUUGUAGCAACAAAUUGUUUUUUUUUAUAUUUUUUUAUAUUUUUUAUUUCUUCAAAAUAAUUAUUUUAUUCCCGAGUCGUGGAGAAAGCACUACCAACAUGCACAUUCCCCCCAGGCCAAACACAGCUACUUCUGAUGUUACAGGUCUGCCCCCUGGCGGCGUGACCUGUCAGACAUAACCUUCGGUUGCCAAUAUAAUCCUGGUGGCGUUAAUCUAAUUAAGCGUCGUCCUAUGAAGGCGUCGACUCACGAAGGCGUCGAUCUAAAUUAGGUUUCCCAAUACCGGCAGUAAUAUUUCCGGCAAUACACGUAUAUGUCCAAAUGCCAUUUAAUUACAAACAAUUCUGGCGUUGGGAAAAAACUAAUCACUGGCAGAACCAGGUCGUUCACAACAAGAAAUGGUUAGAGGAAAACACACAACUGGGGCCUUACGUGUUAAUCAAUUUCAGGGUAAGUGGAAAUAUCUCAAGAAUGUCUUGGCAGGGUUUAUAGCAGUUACCUGAAGUGGCCCAAAAUUGCUAGGAGUUCUGUAAUUGACAUUGUUGAUGCAGCCCUCAGUUGUCCCUGGCAGGUCAGCUGCACAAGUCAGGGGCGGCUGGAGGAAGCUGUGUGGAAGGCAUAUCAGCUAUUAGUAUGUAGGUCUUCCUUUGUUCACGUUUGUACUCUACCUUGUAAAGACUGUACUCAUGACAGUAAACUUAGAACCACAGCCAAAUUAUAUAUAUAUAUAUAUAUAUAUAUA